AUGAUAGUGCCUUUAUUAUUCCUCAUCAGUGCGUGCACAGCCCUCGGCCAGGCCUACCAUUAUCCCAUAAGGUAAGGGAGUGUCACCCAAUUCUAAUCAAGUUCAGUUGUUUUUCAUGUGCUUCCGAGGAAUACCAACAACUCUACGAAAGCUCCAAAAACAGCCGCACUAUAGGCGUGCCAGUCAGGUUCGGUAAGAUGUGUAACCGAAAAGAAGACGUCAAACUGUUCUCUCCGCCCGUCCAAUGUGACAGUUCAUGCGUGACCGUACUCGAGCCACAAUACUUUGGAGGUAAACACAAAUACAGUACUUUGUUGAUAAAUUUAAAAAGUAACAGCGUCAAAGACGGUACCUUUGAAAACUAA
Molecule: messenger RNA, 365 nt
Organism: Bursaphelenchus okinawaensis
Lineage: Eukaryota; Metazoa; Nematoda; Chromadorea; Rhabditida; Aphelenchoididae
Source: the annotation of a GenBank genome assembly